Molecule: messenger RNA, 1118 nt
Organism: Lolium rigidum
Lineage: Eukaryota; Viridiplantae; Streptophyta; Magnoliopsida; Poales; Poaceae
Product: probable E3 ubiquitin-protein ligase ATL44
Exons: 1
Coding region: 1-963 (320 amino acids)
Source: RefSeq, a predicted model, not a curated record
AUGUCGUCGCCCUCGUCAUUGCCUGACACUUCCGACGCCGACGUUUCUGACGGCCCCGGGCCGGCCAGCUCCAACUUCACGCUGAUGUACAUCAUCAUCGCCGUUGCCAUCGCCGUCGUGCUGUACUUCGCCGUCGGCUACGGCAGGUCGCUCCUGUCCCAGUGGCGCGCUCGUCACGGCGACGGCUCGCUUCCUGCCACCAACCUCGGGAUGAGCAUGGACGACAUCGCCGCGCUCCCCACGUUCACGUACAGGGCGCGAGCGGCGCCGACGCCGUCGCCCCAGGGCAACUGGGGCGGCAAGAGGAGGAGCGGAAGCAAGGGGAGGGCGGCGGCUGCGUCGGUGGAGUGCGUGGUGUGCCUGCAGGAGCUGGAGGACGGUGACGUGGUGCGCGUGCUGCCGGCGUGCAGGCACUUCUUCCAUGUCAGCUGCAUCGACGCCUGGCUGUGCGCACACUCGUCGUGCCCAGUGUGCCGCGCACACCCCGAGCCGGAGCGAGCGCGCCCCGGCGAGGCUGCCAUGUCGCCACCGUUGCCGCAGCUGCGUCGCUGCGACGUGUCGCCCGAGCGGCCUACGGCGACGAGAAUCUUCGCGGAUAUCUUGGCACGAUCGCCGCUGAGGAUCGGAGGCUCGACGAGCGGUUCGAAGGAGAGGGUCGUGUCCAGGUCGCCGUCACCGGCACCCAUGGUGCGUGACUACGUCCUGUCGAGGUCUCCGUCGCGGACGCCGUUGACGCAUGGGAUGGUGGACGAACGGUGUUCGUUGUCGCAGUCGCCGCCCCAGAUGCUGGAGGUUGUGGUGGUUCGGUCGCCUUCUCCGAUGAGGUUCGGCCGUCAGCCUACGACGACGUGCGUUGGCGUGUUGGAAAGCACAGAUGCAAGUAUGUCGGCAUCGCCAUCCCCGCCGGCGACAUUUUUCACAGAGGAGUCGUCUUCUAAAUUGUCACCGGAAGUGCCAUACUAAGUAGCAAGUAGGUACAGGAACAGAGGUAGCAAAUGUUACAUUGCCACCUACUGUCCAUUUAGUUGCACAGCGUGCAUUAAGAUAGAAUGAACAAUGGCUGUCACCAUUGCUUUGAGGUGCAUUUUGGAGCUUGUUAUCCGAUUCUUAGCGCCUGA